Molecule: messenger RNA, 1462 nt
Organism: Engraulis encrasicolus (European anchovy)
Lineage: Eukaryota; Metazoa; Chordata; Actinopteri; Clupeiformes; Engraulidae
Product: galactosylgalactosylxylosylprotein 3-beta-glucuronosyltransferase 2-like
Exons: 5
Coding region: 392-1255 (287 amino acids)
Biological process (GO): chondroitin sulfate proteoglycan biosynthetic process; carbohydrate metabolic process
Cellular component (GO): Golgi membrane
Molecular function (GO): galactosylgalactosylxylosylprotein 3-beta-glucuronosyltransferase activity
Source: RefSeq, a predicted model, not a curated record
AGAAGGAAAACAAAAAAGAGAGCUAACACCAAAGAUACCAAACACACAAAAAAGAAAGAAAGAGAGAAAGAGAGAAAGAAAGACUUUCUUUACCUUGAGACAAAGCCUUAUGGUCCAAAUGUGUGCGGUUUUACUGCUAUGUGAAGUUUGAAGUCGCUACAAUAUCCAACCUAAUACCAAGGCUUUGAAGGCGUUUUUCCUCAAUGUUGGAAUAGUUACUGCUGCAUGUUGCCUUUGCUUUCAUUGCACGUUUCCAAUAGCCCCAAGCAAAAUCCCUACCUUGGCUCUUUUACAUACCGACCCGACUCAUCCUGUUUCUCUAGUCAGCAGAGGGUGACAUGAAGAUGACAGAGAAAUACAACAAACUCACCCGUGUGAGUGAGAUGCGUACAUGAGAUACACUGGCAGACAGCCGUUCUCCUCUCCUGGACCAGUCAUCAUGACACUCGGCAGGCUACUCCACUAUGGCAUCUACCUGGCAUGGACCCUGCUGGCUGGGUUACUGGUCCACCUGUCCACUUGGGAGAUGCCUCCGGACCUGCCUUUCGUUUAUGUGAUCACCCCGACUUACAGGAGGCCCACGCAGAAGGCAGACCUGACCCGCCUGGCCAACACCUUGGGCCAGGUGCCCAACCUUCACUGGAUCGUUGUGGAGGACUCCGACAAACGCUCGCCAAUGGUGGCUGGAGUCCUGUCCAGGUGCAGGGCACCGAGCACCCACAUGAACGUACCCAUGCCAUCGUACUGCAAGCCGCACUGUGUGGCCCGGGGCACGGAGCAGAGGAACAUGGGCCUGGAUUGGCUGAGGAAGAACAGAGGCCCAGUGGACUCUGGCGUAGUGUACUUUGGAGACGACGACAACGCAUACGACCUGGAGGUUUUCGAAGAGAUACGUUCCACCAAGCGAGUGUCGGUGUUCCCGGUGGGCCUCAUUGCAGGCCGCUGGUACGAAAGGCCGAAGGUCCGUGAUGGGAGAGUAGUGGGCUGGUACACAGGCUAUGGUGGACGGAAAUUCUGCAUUGACAUGGCAGGCUUUGCGGUCAAUCUGCACGUACUCCUGGCCAAGCCCAAUGCUCGAUUCGUCAUGAAGGGGGUCGGGGGAGUGCAGGAAACUGACUUCCUCAGUUUGCUGACCAAGGUGGAGGACCUGGAGCCAUUAGCAAACAACUGCACAAGGGUUUUGGUUUGGCACACACGCACACAACCAGCCUACGUAGGUAAACAUGUAAAAGAUGAAACAUCCAUCGAGGCGUGAGGACGUCACUCAUUUGCAGUAUUUUAAUAAUUCCAAGGCACAAAUCCUAUCAGUAAAAUACAAGGUAUCUCAACUACUGUUCCUUUUUAAGUCUUGAAAUAUUUAUUCUCAAGCCUUUCAUGAUGCAAUGCCCUUAUGACUUAGUAUGCUUUACUCAUUUUCCUAUAUUUUUCAUUUAAUUUUAUGAGAUAUUUUUAGUUUCACCUG